AUGGAUAAUUAUUAUUCAUCGCCACAACUGUUUUUACAACUGGUAAAAAGAAAUACAGAUGCUGUUGGAACAGUUUGUUGUAAUCGAAAAAGUCUUCCGUCUGAUUUCAAAACUGCUAAACUUCGAAAGAAUGAACGAAUCGCAAGAUAUUACAAUAAAUUGAUGGCAUUGAAAUGCCAUGACAAGAAAUAUGUUCAUAUGUUAUCAACAUAUCAUAAAAAUGAUACUACAAUCAUUCAGAAACAUCAAAUUCAAAUUGAGAAGCCAACAUGUAUCCAUGAAUAUAAUGAUACGAUGGGUAGAAUUGAUAUGACCGAUCAACUGACAGCUGCUUACAGUAUUCCUCGAAAGAGAUUGAAAAAAAUAUUAUAA
Molecule: messenger RNA, 372 nt
Organism: Adineta ricciae
Lineage: Eukaryota; Metazoa; Rotifera; Eurotatoria; Adinetida; Adinetidae
Source: the annotation of a GenBank genome assembly